Molecule: messenger RNA, 9559 nt
Organism: Amoebophrya sp. A25
Lineage: Eukaryota; Dinophyceae; Syndiniales; Amoebophryaceae
Source: the annotation of a GenBank genome assembly
CCUACAUGCUGCUACUUGAUCAGGGACAACUUGGACUACUGUUAUUAUACCUUCACAAUAUAUUUCUUCAUUGCUGAGUGUACUACUAUUCAUCAUCGAGGGUUAAAUAAGAAUAAAGUGGUUUAUGGUCGGUAGCUGAGUUGUCGUUUGUUACAGUCAAAAAUGCAAUAAUGGUGGAAUUUUGACGCGCAUCACACCAAUCCAAUUCGUGUGGUCGGAAAGCCGAAUCGCUUAAAACUCCGUGAAUAAGUUGAGUUGUGGAGUUCCAUGUGGUAAGCACUGGCGAAAUCCUCAUCUGUGCCUACGAUCACGACCUCGCUACAACUUGGUAAAUACCGACUAGCAACCGCUAGAAGAGGUUGUAGUCCGCCUGGCACGACGAGUUGCAACGUGCGGCAAGAGCGCGGCACGUCUCUCUCUCUAUAUCUCGAAGGCGCAGAUGAAGAAGAAGAAGUCCUCCCGGUAGCUAUUUCUUUUCCUGACAGAGCCGGCGUCUGCUUUUUUGGGAAGUCGUCUGGGAAAUCUGAACCUACUUCGUUAUCGAAUCGCAGCUGCGGCGGAGAAGUCGCUGCCCUGUGGAGCUGUGGAGGCCCUUUAGUUGACUGACUGACUGACUGACUGACUGAGCGGCUGACUGAAUAGAUUCACUACGCGACCGUCUUGACUGAGCAAUAGUUUCACUACACGACUGUUAUAAGUAGGUACAUCAAGAAGACGAGGAUCUUCACAAGAUGCCGGCAGAGGAGAUGAAGCUAGGUUCCACUAGCGAAACUGAGAUGCGGGCGCCAGGUGAUGCUCAGCCACUGCUAGAUUUCAAAAAAAGUUCAGAGAGGAUCGAUGUCCUAGGAGUCAACGUCAUCAACGACGAUUAUCUAGGUACAUUAAGUCAGAUUGACCUGAACCAAUUGAGUAUCAAUGCUUGAAUACCAAUGUUACCCAAUCAAGAACUCUAUAAGUAGGCACGCAUAAAUGUUGAAACUUUUAGAAUUAGAUUUUUUCUUGAAUCAAAAUAUAGGUGACAUGGUGUGGAUAUUUCCCAUCAAGAUGAGCGAGGAAGCCCGUAUGAGACAGAAGUGCGACGCGCAGACGGCGAGCGACUUACCAAAGUGCGAUGGCGUCAGUGUUAUGAUAGCAGCAGUCGGGAACUACAUCAAUAAAGAAAACUCAAAAAGAAUACUGCUCUCAUAAGUACUUCAAAUAAACGACCUAAAGUAAGCUCCAAGCCCAUCUAAUCCUACAGCGUGGGAGACCGUCUACAAAAAGGAUGAUUGCAUGAAUAUGGCAUCAGCGAUUUUCCAAGCAGACAGACCAAAAACAUUAUGCGUUGUCCCCGUAAUAUUAAGUUUUCAUGAUGAGUCCUUUCUCGGUAAAAAAAAAAGUAAAGGGAGACUAUCUCACUAAGAUAGUCUCCCUUUACUUCUGUAUGUCAUCUGGGCGUCCCUUUAGAAGCAAAACGGGUGAUGUCCCUGUGCGGGUGAUGUCGAUGUGGCUAAAAUUUCACAUCCAAUGACACUAUAAUUUCUCUCCAUAAUAUCAAGUAUUAAUCAAGAAGAGCAGUUAGGAACAAGUCUAAGUGGAUGAACCCAAACUACUUAACUCCAUAGAGGUAUACAUAGUCAGGAAGUCUAAGUGGAUGAACCUUUCCAAAAAUAAGAAACCCCUCUUCGUCUAACUUGAAAAUCCGAGGAGCUACCUACUUCCCGAGCGCGUCUGCAGGAAGACUUUUGGAAGGACAUGACCCGGCUCGAAUUUCAUGGAAAAGUGAUGGAAAGGUGUGCUGAUCUCCUAACCGGAAACCGCGUAUCGCUCAAGCUCAAUACCUGCUUGAGUAUCUAUUUUGCGAGUCACUUGUGCUUUUUGAAUAGUAGUUUUAAAGCUCAACUUUCAUUGGUCAUAGAGGUUGGCCACUGAAAUCGACGAGGGUUCUCUUGAGAGAACAGGGGAAAAGGAAGGGAGAGGGGAGAGCCUUGGAGGAGGUCUCUACCGUUCAGAGUCAGAGGCCAAUGAGUGCCGAGCUUUAAUAGUUGUCAGUGAGUUCUUCCUUGGUCUUUUUACGUGCGAUAAAAACCUAGUCAACAUCUUUUGAAAAUAAUACGAGGACAGGUGACAUGUUGCCUAGUAUCGUUGUUGUAGUUGUUCAUGUCGUUCCUCUAGUCACUGGCUUUUCAGAAUUUUUCAUAGUUAGUACUUGUUAUUCGAAUUAUACAUCCACUUCCACAUCGACUAGUAUACUGACAAAUUUAUAACAUAAAAACUUCACCAUGAUGUUCAGGUGCAGACCACGAUGAGGUGUUUUAUUGUUUCGGAACCGAGAAUCACUCCGAAAUAGUCAAGCUAAUCGCUAAUUCCGAAGGCUACAGGGCAGAGGUGAGAGGAAAUGCUUAUCCAGUUGCAACGUCCCGCGAUGCCUUAUGCUCACACAGAUUCAGCACUUCCUCAGGCCUUGAAGAUUUGGUAGCUUCAGCUCUCACGAUUGCAGCUUACAACCAGUAAAUUGUUCAUCUUAGUCUAGAAUUACAGCUAGUAUUAAGUUGAAUCUUUUGAUGAAGAAACCAGUAGAGCGGGUUUUUGUACCACUCAAGAACUACUUGUUUAUUCAGUACUAGAUCAUUUAAUUACUUAGAUUCUUCCUGUUUUUUUUUAAGGUUGAGGCUUAGGUCGUCCAGCGACGCUCAAAGCACAAAAGUAAAACAAGCGGCUAGCUUUCCCUCUCCCUCGUCACUUAUAGACUUAUGCCUUCAUGCGUUUCAUUUUAAGGGCUUCACUUACAGUUUGUUCUUACCAGCUGUACCUUUUCCAUUGACCACUUACCUUCUCCUUCUAAAGCUUGCAAACUCGGCAGGCCCAGACGGAAGAUUAGCCGUUCCUCAUAUCGACGACGGAGCUGGUGCGAGGCCUGCUCCGGGCUGGACCACAUACGAGAUGGAAAACGAGCACUUGUUUUGUGAUUUUCGAAGCGUCGACAAACUUCGAAUGAUCAAGCGAAGGAUAUCACAUUUUUACGGCAUGGAUGAGUUUGUGUUUGUCGGCUUUGAUUCUACCGUCAACAUGGUGAACGGCGAUAUGAGAAACAUAGAUGCUUGCACACGACAUAACAAGCAUGCGACAUAUUUUCUUGGAUCGGCUGGAAGGCGUGUAUUAUAGAAAUUGUAUUGAUGUAGUUUCACCUUGGAGAUUCAUAGUUUUUUAUUUCAACGAUAAGAAAGUCUGAUGAUCUCCUUCUUGAACGCCGUCUUCUAGUCCACUCAUCAUCAUCAUCAUCAUCAUCAUCAUCGUCAUCAUCAUCAUCGUCAUCAUUGUGGUGAGUGAUGGUCUACAUCUACUUCCCAGUCCACCUCCAUCAUCUCUACGCGACGGCUUUUCGUCUUCUAAUUCGUCAUUUCGCCUGUUGCUUUGGAACGAUAUGGUGUCAUUGUCAAGAGCUUUGUGGUGCACAAGUAUCGUGACGUCCAGGCUUUAGCUUCUCCCGAGGCAAAUUUUGGCAGGCCUAAUCAAUGGUGGAGGAUGCCAGCAUAUUAAGGCGAAUUCGUCACUAUCCCAUGUGGGCCAACUAAUAUACUGGGAGGAGGCUCCCUUGAGUUGCGCCGGGAAUUAUCUUUUCCUCCCUAAUUCAGUGUGUGCGUUUUUGAUUAGUCCAUCUAACUGCGAGGUAAGUGAAGUUAAAUAACCUACAAUCUAACUCAUACUCCAUUAUCUAGGGGGGAAAGUCUUUCUUGAUAAUGGGGAGCCGAACUGUCUAAGGGGAAAAAUCUCCCUUGAUUUAAGUGGGGAACUAUCUAAGAAGGAAAAUAUUCCUUGAUUUGCAUCGGGAAUUAUCUAAGGGGAAAAUCUCCCUUGAUUUAAGUGGGGAACUAUCUAAGAAGGAAAAUAUUCCUUGAUUUGCAUCUGGAACCAUCUAAGAGGAAAAAUCUUCCUUGAUUAAUAUGGGGAACUAUCAACCGCCACCUGCGCGGAUAGUGAGAAACAGUGAGAAACUACGUCUAAGCAUACCGAUUAGACCAAGCAAAAGACUACUUCGGGGAAGAGCUCGCCUUCUUUUUCCACUGGUUUCGCUUCUACACCGUACAGCUGAUCAUACCUGCGCUUGUUGUUAUGGUGCAUAUCAAAUCAUCUUGCAGUUGCAUAACUACAUACAAAUACAACUACAACAGCAUCUUCUGCUCCACCCCUUGAUAGAGCCUCCAAGAACAUAUAGACACAAUUACAAGUUAGUUGUGCAUCACCUUCACCAUCAGAUCCACUCCUAUGAUAAUAGUAGACCCCCCCUUUGUUCUAAGUAGAGGUGCCUAUUGCUGAGCAGACGGGCAAUGCUAGACCAUACACAGCAGAGGCUCGUACAGGAUUGCUUCUGCCUUUUUAUGUUAAGGAUGCAUGACAUUACUCCUAAGUACUUACUACUUCUACCAUACUCUUACUCAACCCUCGUCUUACGAUCAUAUAAGUACAUUACUACAACGAGUGUACAAAUAGCAACCGGUUCUCGUUGUGGAUAGAUGGCAGACUCGUAGAUGUAAGUAAGUCUUUAACUAGCAUCAAUAUCAAACGUGUAGUUUUUUCGGACCUUCUCUAAUGCCUGCACUCUGGGCCGCGCAAUUUUGUGAGAAUUACAAUCGUAGCGCCAUAGUGCAGGCUGCAUUGUGGGGUACCCGGAACUACGAUAACGUAGCGGCGAUUCGACCGGGCUAUCAGGAACAGGACGAGGCGGAUAGAAAAGCGACACGAUGGACGGUUCUGGGAGCAAGUAUCAUGUCAACAUUCCUUUAUGUUCGCUCAUCUUUCUCAUUUUUAUUUGAAAUAGAGACAAAAAAAUUUACUAAUGGGUGAGUAGAUACUCGCCUGCAUACUUAGAAAUUGUUCAAGAACGUCUGCAACAGUUUCAGUUUUUUAGAACAGACAAAGCGUCUCUACACUAACAACUACAACUACUAGUCUGUCGUGGUUGUACUUCUCAAUAUUUAUAAUAUCUCUGUACAAAUAGUCCUAGUCCUACUAGUCUGUUCGUUGUAGUCAAAAAUAUUUCUUCUAAUGCUGGGCACUUAUUAUUGGGGGAAUCGCCACCAUCCAGUCCGUUCGGUAUGUAAUGGUGCAUCACCCCACGGACAAUCCGAUCACAAGCACUAUCAUCUCUUUCACUGGAGAUGAGGCAACUGCUGUCAAAUUUAUGGUCUUCAGCUUAUUGAUUCAUCUUUCAGUCGAGUCGCAGGAUCUUCUCGGUAGUGUUUGCAUGAUAGAGAUAGAUGAAGAAUUAUACCACCAGUACCAGAAAAAUAAUAGAAUUAGUUGUACCGAAAACGAAAUCAUGAAUUCUGUAUCAUUGUCAACGAGGAGCUUAUUCAUCUAAUACACUAGGCGCAAAGAUUGGAGCUAUGAUGAUAACGAUGCAGGUGAAGUUUCUAGACAUCGUCUGGGGAAAAAUUGCGAAAGUCGUUACCGACCGAGAAAAUCACAAAACCGAAAGCAGGUUCUCUUUUUUCUCUGAGUAACUAAUAGCCGUGCAACUACAAUGGCUUCUAGGAGCUCGUAGCUGAUAGUAAUGCUGCUACUUUGGCUUAUGUUGGCUAGGACUAGCAACGUGUCCUUAGUACUAAGUUAGUAUAUAUUCAUAAUAUGUUGAAUAUCAUAAUCACAUUCACAACUAUUUCAUUUCCUUAUGUUUCUACAAACACAGUUUUUUCGUCAAAUUCAGGUAUCAGUCAUCGCUUGUCUUCAAAGUGGUGAUGGUCAAAUUUUUCAACGCGAUGUAUCCCUUUCUCUACGUCGCUUUCGCAAAGGAGUACAUAGAUUAUGGAGGGAAGUAGGUGUAUCGUGUCUUUUCAUCUUGAUUUCGUUUGUUGUACUAUUAUUUGGGUCCUUCUACUUCCCGUCGCCCUAAAGAACAAGUUGCAGCUAGUGAUCUAUCAUGUUGUAUCCAUUUUUGUAGGAACGAUUUACCAGUGAGAAAUUUGCGUUCUUUCCACCUUGUCUCAAAUUCAUCGAUGUAUUUUGGAAGAAUCACGACGCAAUGGAUAUACUAGUACGGAUACUUCAUUCGAUCAACAUAUUUCUCAUAGAACUAAAAGUUCUUCUAAGACAAGGGGUGCUCAGGACCUGCCGGAAGUUGUAUAUUUGCUCUCGAAACGUGUAUCACGACCUUUUUCGUUGUGCAUUUGGGCGUAACAUUUGCCUUGUUGACGAAGAGGAUAGUGACAGCCCGACUCGCGAUACGGCAGGAGAUGACCAAACCGGGUAAACUCGACAUAUUUUUGUUUUGAUAAAAAAAGCGUAAGCUUGGCUAACAAAAAUUCUAUGUCUAGGAUCAAGUAGGUUGUAGAGGACCUCCUGUUAACAAACGAUGUUAGAGUUAGUGACGUGGUCAACUAUACCUUCUCAAAGAAAUCAUGCAUCUUCAAGGGAUUCAUGAUCUUGUUCCUGUCCGUGGUUGAGAAUAACUUUUUUCCAAAUGGUUGUAUGUUGAGAAUAAUUUAUUUCCUUUUGUUUCCACUUCUCGCAGGUAUCGAUAGCGCGAAUUAUACGUAUUUGCAAGUCCAGGCGAAGACAGACGCUUUUUCGUCUGCGGCAAUGCUAGAUGACUACAUGGAGUUGACAGUCCAAUUUGCCAUGGUCACGUGUUAAGGCUCGAGAUUUAAUUCACCUUUGAGAUUGAGAUGAGCAUCCCUGAAAUAAAAUGUGACUGAGUAUUCUCGUCGGUGUACGGUUCAAGAAUGCAGCACAUCAAAGGUGAAUAUCGGACAGCCCUAAGCGUGCUUUUCGGUUGUCCUUCCCGCGCUCACAGUGUUGGCGCUCCUGUCGAAUAUGAUAGAGUUCCGCGUCAUCGCAUAUCGACAGCUAUUUUUAUGGGCCUCAGGGUGAAGAACGACUCAUUGAAACUGAACACAUUUUUGUUGAUGUUCCUUCUCUUUGAACAUGAAGAUGAAUUUGAAGUAGUACUCUGUGUAAUCGCAAUUAAGUAGGACCAUGAUUGAUUCACUUGAAGUACUUGUACACCUAUCAUGCUAUUACUCACGCCUUUUCCCCUUAAUAUGGUCAGAGGCUUUGCUGCAAAUCUUGAUUGGCUUUUGCGCGUAAAACGGCGAAGGUUUAGGUCCAGCGACGCUCAAAGCACUUAAUUAAACAGCCGGCUUGUUUUCCUCUUUCUACUUUUAGGCUAUCCCUUGAUGCAAAUUAUUCAUGCAUCCCCUAUGCGAUUCAUGCGCAUGCCUUUUCCUUUAUUGUUUGAAUUAUCUCCUAACUUUCGUGGUGCAGCGAGUGUAUCCUAGCGGUGCAGAGAAUAUUGGAGCAUGGCAAAGUAUUUUCGCUGCGAUAGCAACAAUGGCGGUUAUAGUAAAUUACGGCGACUAGCAUUUGGAGAUAUCAGCGACUAGUAGUUUUUAGUUAUACAGGUCUUGAAGAUAUUAUCUACGUCGUUUAUUGAUUUUGAUGAUGUGGCAUCUGCUUAGCAGGGCGGCAAUCAAACUUGUAUGUAUGACCAUCCUCCAGUGGUCUCGGUUUUGUCUGGCCUUCUAACUCGAUGCUUUUCAUUUGCUAAUGAUUGAAACUUGAUGUGUUACACUUUCAACCUAAACGAACCACUCGGCUCUCAUCUAAGUUCACGCAGGGCUAGGCGUUUUCGCAAUGUCUCCAUUUCGAGAGUUGGACGCACAGACAAAGCUCUGCGGUUUCCUCAUAUUUGAACACGUUCUUAUCUUCGCAAAAAUACUAGUGGAAGUGGCGAUUCCGGAUGUACUUACUUGAUUGUUGCUGAUUGUUUUUGGAUGGAGGUUUUUAGGAAAACGAAAGCGGAUUUGUUUUUGGAGUGUGAUUGUCUGCGUCGCAGGUUUCUUGUGCGACCGAGACUUAGACGAGUGAUUUUAUUGUCUAUGUAGCUCUAUUUGAUCAUAUUUAUCGAAAUCAAAUUUGAUAAUGAUAUCGAUCUCCACACGACCCUCCCACUUUACUCAGCUGCCUGCCCAGGUGGACAAAGCAGAGGACAAGCAAGAAGUGGCCAUCCAGAAGAUGUUUGGUGGCGGCUUCAAGCCUGUACAUGUGGAGAAUAAGUUAACACCACAUUAGCAUUACUUUCUUCACUAGCAACAUUCUAGACUUCUUGUCUUCCAAUAGCAGUAGGAAAGAAGUCAGGGUUGAUGUUUGUUUGAGAAAGUGCAAAAAUGUUGCUGCAACCUCAUCUAACUAAGAGUCUACCGACAAAGGGUGACCUUGCGCUUGUCGGUGCAGAUGGCGACGCGCUUACGUCGAGCACCGGGGGUGGUCGUUAUACACCUUUUCAUCUCUCGCAAGCCGGAAAAAUAUGGCUCUAAGUAGAAGGAAUGAAAACGAACAAGAUUCGUGCGACAGAUGUAGCCCUUGUAUCCGACACAACCACGUGCUUGCGUAUUUGAAGAACGUAGGUAAUACUGCGUGCUCAUUCAAAGUCAUAUUUUUCCCAUAUUGCAUACAACUGUUCUUGCUUCAUUACACACCGCGGCGCAACCCAAAGCAGCUGGCCUGACAGCAGUGAAGGCGCCACCAGCGAAAGCGGCAGGAGCGAAGUAGAGACGCUUAAACACGAGUCCGCGCGUCCUCUCCGUGUCGGAUCCAAUUUUAGACACGAGAUUGAGAUGUUGUUGAGCAUCAAGUAUUGACUUGAGUGACUCCUUCAGCUAAUAGAUGCUUCAUCAGUUUUUACCAUCAAAAGCAGAUCAAGUAACUUAUGUCUAUCAAGCACUAACUUCUCUAACAGAUACUCACAUAGAUGAAUUUAUUUACUUUUGCUUUUGCUUUCACCUAGUACACCUACUUCAAAACAACGUACUUCUUUCUAAGUAUGUCCAUAGAUAUCCACCAGUCACAAAGAUAUCGAACACCAGCCGUUCCUAAACAAGAGACAAGGAAGAUGGAUCAAAACGACGAAUAUUUCUAUGCGUGGGAGUCCAAGACUCCUUUGUCAAGGCUCCUUGAACAGAGUGCAACAGAACAAGAGUCGCGACUAAGUAGAAUAUAACCAGCUCGAUGCCGAUUUCCACCAAUUAUAAGUAUCUAUAAGAGGACCCAGCGUUGGGAGGUACGUAUAUCCACCUCUUCAUCAUCUCCAGCAUAUAGAAACCUUUAGAACGCGGUCUUCACGCCUCCAUGGUCGUAAUGUUGUUCCACUUGUUCAAGAAGUGAGGAUCUUCGUCAGAAGAUGUCGAAGACGAGAAGGGAAAAGUGAUGCGAACCUAAUAAAUAUUAAGUUCUCUGCCUUAAUAGGUUUAAUCAUUGGUCUGUGUUCAACAAGGUAAAUUACCACGAGUGAGACGAGAUCCUCUAGUACUCAGUUGUUGACGUUAUGGUCGACAUGGUGGCAACAGUCAGAUGUCCAUUCACAUUCUUUUGUCACAUAAUCAAGAGGAAGAACCAGCUUACGCUAUGAGUUCCAAUCUCCCUCUACUUUCUUCCAUUUAAUAUAGUAGCAUUAACACUAGGACUAGAUAAGAAUAAGUACGCAUUUGGUGAAAAUAAAGCACUCUGAUCGAUGUUUGUGAUUUACUCUUCUGCAGGAAGGGGAGAUGUCGCUCAGCGUCAAAAGAUACCUCCAGAACAGGUA